UUGAGAUGGCAAUACAAAGGACACAAAAGGCUACACUUCCAGGGUUUCCUUGUAUUCCACUCAUUCGGUGGCGGUACUGGCUCUGGGUUCACAUCACUUCUUAUGGAAAGAUUGUCCGUUGACUACGGAAAGAAGGCCAAGCUUGAAUUCUCCGUCUAUCCAGCUCCACAGGUGUCGACAGCCGUUGUUGAGCCGUACAACUCGAUCCUGACCACCCAUACCACUCUCGAGCACUCGGACUGCUCGUUCAUGGUCGACAACGAAGCCAUCUACGACAUUUGCCGACGAAAUCUUGACAUCGAAAGACCCAGCUAUACCAACUUGAACCGACUUAUCGGACAAAUCGUCUCGUCGAUCACCGCUUCGCUUCGUUUUGAUGGAGCCCUGAAUGUGGACCUGACCGAAUUCCAGACCAAUCUCGUGCCGUACCCUCGCAUCCACUUCCCGCUUGCAACUUUCUCACCUGUAAUUUCCGCUGAAAAAGCUUAUCAUGAACAGCUGUCAGUCGCCGAAAUCACCAACAUGUGUUUCGAACCGCAUAAUCAGAUGGUAAAAUGCGAUCCACGACACGGCAAAUACAUGGCUGUGUGCCUUUUGUUCCGUGGUGACGUGGUGCCCAAGGAUGUUAACGCUGCCAUUGCCACCAUCAAGACGAAACGUUCUAUUCAGUUCGUCGACUGGUGUCCAACUGGUUUCAAGGUAUCGUCUUUUUUAUACUUCCUAAACUGCAAGAAACGCGAAAAAUUCAUUUUCGCGCCGUAA
Messenger RNA from Cooperia oncophora, 762 nucleotides. The record is from the annotation of a GenBank genome assembly. NCBI's taxonomy places the organism in Eukaryota, Metazoa, Nematoda, Chromadorea, Rhabditida, Trichostrongylidae.